AUGCCGGACGCCGCUGCCCACCUGCCCUUCUACUACGGCAGCAUCGCGCGCUCGGAGGCCGAGGAGCACCUGAAGCUGGCGGGGAUGGCGGACGGGCUGUUCCUGCUGCGCCAGUGCCUGCGCAGCCUGGGCGGCUACGUGCUGUCCAUGGUGUGUGACCUGCAGUUCUACCACUACCCCAUCGAGCGCCAGCUCAACGGCACCUACGCCAUCCUGGGGGGCAAGGCGCACUGCGGGCCCGAGGAGCUCUGCGAGUUCUACUCCAAGGACGCCGACGGGCUCUGCUGCCCCCUGCGCAAACCCUGCAACCGGCCCAGCGGCGUGGAGCCCCAGCCCGGCGUCUUCGACAGCAUGAGGGACAACAUGGUGCGGGAAUACGUGCGGCAGACCUGGAAACUGGAGGGGGAUGCCCUGGAACAGGCCAUCAUCAGCCAGGCCCCCCAGGUGGAGAAGCUCGUGGCCACCACAGCCCACGAGAGGAUGCCCUGGUACCACGGCAAUAUCAGCCGGGAGGAGGCAGAGAGGAGGCUCUACUCGGGGGCACAGCCUGAUGGGAAAUUCCUGCUGAGAGAAAAGAAGGAGAACCGUGCCUAUGCCCUGUCCCUCAUCUAUGGCAAGACUGUGUAUCACUACCGGGUGGAUCACGAUAAAUCUGGGAAAUAUUCCAUUCCUGAGGGCACCAAGUUUGACACACUCUGGCAGUUGGUGGAGUACUUAAAACUCAAACCAGACGGGCUGAUUUUCUACCUGAGGGAAGCCUGCCCCAACCCCAACAUGCCAGCCUCUGCAGCACCAGUUCCACCCACCCACCCCUCCGUGAGCAGAAACCUGGGCCCCCUCAAUGCAGAUGGAUACACCCCAGACCCUGUUGGGGCAGGAAAAUCCCGGCUGCUGCCCAUGGACACCAGCGUGUACGAGAGCCCCUACAGCGACCCCGAGGAGCUGAAGGACAAGAAGCUGUUCCUGAAGAGGGACCACCUGAUGAUUGAUGAGGUGGAGCUGGGGGCAGGAAACUUCGGCUGUGUCAAGAAGGGAGUUUACAAAAUGAGGAAGAAGCAGAUUGAUGUGGCCAUCAAGGUGCUGAAGAGCAACAACGAGAAGACAGUGAAGGAUGAGAUGAUGAAGGAGGCGCAGAUCAUGCACCAGCUGGACAACCCCUACAUUGUGCGCAUGAUCGGGGUGUGCGAGGCUGAGUCGCUGAUGCUUGUGAUGGAGAUGGCUUCUGGAGGGCCCCUCAACAGGUUCUUGGCUUCCAAGAAGGACGAGAUUACAACGAGCAACAUCGUGGAGCUGAUGCACCAGGUGUCCAUGGGGAUGAAGUACCUGGAGGAAAAGAACUUUGUCCACAGGGACCUGGCAGCCAGGAAUGUCCUGCUGGUCAACCAGCACUACGCCAAGAUCAGUGACUUUGGGCUCUCCAAGGCUCUGGGAGCUGAUGACAGCUACUACAAGAAAAUGAAGGGCCCCGAGGUGAUCAGCUUCAUAGAGCAGGGCAAGCGCAUGGACUGUCCCCAGGAGUGCCCAGCAGAGAUGUAUGCCCUGAUGCAGCAGUGCUGGACAUACAAAUGGGAAGAACGUCCAGGAUUUGUGGCUGUGGAAAACAUCAUCCGCUCCUACUACUACAGCAUCGCUGCCAAGCCCGAAAAUGGGCCAGACACAGGGGACAAGGCCAAAGCAGCUCUUCCUUGAGAUUCCUUCUCUGCUCCUCCACCUGCCCUGUAUGGACCUGGAAAGGCUCUUUGUGAAGUUUUGCUUUCAUCUCUCAAAUGCUCCUCAGCAGUUGUGGAACUGAGGGUGUGGGGGACGUUGGUGUCCCCACAGCCAGGGACACCCAGCUGUGCUCCCAGCUGCUCCAGCCUGACCCAGCC
Molecule: messenger RNA, 1868 nt
Organism: Sturnus vulgaris (Common starling)
Lineage: Eukaryota; Metazoa; Chordata; Aves; Passeriformes; Sturnidae
Source: RefSeq, a predicted model, not a curated record